CUGCGCGGGACCGUUAAGUUUGAAACUUGGCGGCUUAGUCCUAGGGCGUGAGGUGGCGGGUUGCUUGGGAAGGAGUCGGGUACGCGGUUUUGUCUAGGGUAGGAGUGCAGGGUGGUCCGCUCAGCAGCUUCUACGGCCGGUCGAAGAUUGAGGAAGGAAGCCCAGACGGGCGGCGCUGCCGAGGAAAGAACCACACGACGAGCUGGGGCCGGGAAUACGGGAUGGCGGCGGCCAAGAAGGAAGGGCUCGCCGUGAGUGAAGCUAUGUCCCUGGAGGGAGAUGAGUGGGAGCUGAGUAAAGAAAAUGUACAACCCUUAAGGCAUGGGCGGAUCAUGUCUACACUUCAGGGAGCUUUGGCACAGCAGGAAUCGGCCUGUAACACUACUCUUCAGCAACAGAAACGGGCAUUUGAAUCUGAAAUUCGCUUUUACGCUGGAAAUGACCCUCUGGAUGUUUGGGAUAGGUAUAUUAAGUGGACAGAACAGAACUAUCCUCAAGGGGGCAAGGAGAGCAACAUGUCAACAUUACUCGAAAGAGCUAUAGAAGCUCUACAAGGAGAAAAACGUUAUUAUAGUGACCCUCGGUUUCUCAGUCUCUGGCUCAAAUUGGGGCAUUUGUGCAAUGAGCCAUUGGACAUGUACAGUUAUUUACACAGCCAAGGGAUUGGCGUUUCACUUGCUCAGUUCUAUAUUUCGUGGGCUGAAGAAUAUGAAGCUAGAGAAAACUUUAAGAAAGCUGAUACGGUAUUUCAGGAAGGGAUUCAACGGAAGGCCGAGCCACUAGAAAGACUGCAGUCCCAGCACCGACAAUUCCAGGCUCGGGUGUCUCGACAAGCUCUCUUGGCACUUGAGAAAGAAGAGGAGGAGGAAGUUUUAGGAUCUUCCAUUCCACAGCGAAGCACAUUAGCUGAGCUAAAGAGCAAAGGGAAGAAGACAGCAAAAGCUCCCAUUAGCCGUGUAGGAGGUGCUCUGAAGGCUCCAGGUCAGAGCAGAGGAUUCCAAAAUAUAGUUCCUCAGCAGAUGCAAAGUAAUCGCAGAAUUACUGUUUUUGAUGAAAAUUCUGAUAUCACUUCUAGAGCAGAGUUAUCUAAGCCCGAAGUCCAGCCCUGGAUGGCACCCCCUGUUCCAAGGGCCAAAGAGAAUGAGCUGCAGCCAGGCCCUUGGAACACAGGCAGGCCUUUGGAAUACAGGCCUCAUGGCAGUACAGCUUCUUUAACAGCUGUACCCCCUAUGCUUCCCAGCUUUACUCCAUAUGUGGAAGAGACUGCACAACAACCAGUUAUGACACCAUGUAAAAUUGAACCUAGUAUAAACCAUAUUCUAAGCACCAGAAAGCCUGGAAAGGAAGAAGGAGAUCCUUUUCAAAGGGUUCAGAGUCAUCAGCAAGAGUCUGAAGAAAAGAAAGAGAAGAUGAUGUACUGUAAGGAGAAGAUUUAUGCAGGAGUUGGGGAGUUCUCUUUUGAAGAAAUCCGGGCUGAAGUUUUCCGGAAGAAAUUAAAAGAGCGAAGGGAAGCGGAACUACUGACCAGUGCAGAGAAGAGAGCAGAAAUGCAGAAACAGAUUGAAGAGAUGGAGAAAAAGCUCAAAGAAAUCCAGACUACUCAGCAGGAAAGAACUGGUGAUCAGCAAGAAGAGAAGAUACCUGCAAAGACAGACAAACUGCAAAUUGCUUCAGAGUCUCAGGAAAUGACAGGAGUGUCUCUUUCCCAUUCUGUUUGUCCACUAAACUCUCACCCCAGGAAAACUUUACCUAUAGAAAAUGUUUUGCAAGAACAGCCUGAUAGUAAAGGUUCCAGUAUACCUUUCUCCAUUUUUGAUGAGUUUCUUGUUUCAGAAAAAAAGAAUGAAAGUCCUACAGAUCCUCCACGAGCUUUAGCACAGCGACAGCCUCUUGCAGUUUUAAAAACCACAGAAAUAAUUGCUUCAAAUGAGGAUAUGUCUCCAGAUGUUUGUGAUGAACUUACAGAAAUUGAACCUUUGAGUGAGGAUGCCAUUAUCACAGGUUUCAGGAAUGUAACUAUUUGUCCUAACCCAGAAGACACAUGUGACUUCGCUAGAGCUGCUCAUUUUGCCUCUACGCCUUUUCAUGAGAUAAUGUCCUUGAAGGAUAUCUCUUCCGAUCCUGAGAGACUGCUGCAGGAAGAGGAUCUGGAUGGGAAGACUUCUGAGGGCCAUCAGACCACAUGUGGCACCAUUUAUAAUCCAACCCUUAGCAUCAAGAAGCUGAGCCCAAUUAUUGAAGACAGUGGAGAAGCCACACACUCAUCUGGCUUCUCUGGUUCUGCUUCUGUUACAAGUUCCUCCUCCAUCAAAAGUCUUCAAAUUCCUGAGAAACUGGAGUUGACUGGAGAAGCUACAGAAAAUGCUAUUCUGUCACCCUGGUGUUCACAAUAUCGGAUACAGCUAUUAAAAACUCUACCAGAGUUAAGUGCUUCUGCAGAGUUUUUUAUAGAAGACAGACCAAUGCCUAACUUGGAAAUAGAGAAGGAAAUUGAAUUAAGUAAUGAAGAUUAUUGCAUUAAACAAGAAUACCUAAUAUGUGAAGAUUACAGGUUAUUCUGGGUGGCACCAAGAAACUCCACAGAAUUGACCUUAAUAAAGGUAUCUUCUCAGCCUGUCCCAUGGGACUUUUAUAUCAAUCUUACAUUAAAGGAACGUCUGAAUGAGGACUGUGAUCAGUUUUGCAGCUAUUAUCAAUACCAAGAUGGCUAUAUUGUUUGGUACCAAUAUAUUAAUUGCUCUACCCUUCAGGAUCUUCUGCAACACAGUGAAGUUAUUACUCAUGAAAUAGUAGUGUUGAUUAUUUAUAACCUUUUGACAAUAGUGGAGAAGCUACACAAAGCUGAAAUCGUUCAUGGAGACUUGAGUCCAAAUAAUCUGAUUCUUAGAAAUAGAAUCCACGAUCUCUAUGAUUGUAAUAAGAACAGUCAAGCUUUGAAGAUAGUGGACUUUUCCUACAGCGUUGACCUGAGAGUGCAGCUAGAUGUUUUUACCCUCAGUGGCUUUCGGACUGUACAGACGCUGGAAGGACAAAAGAUCCUGGCUAACUGUUCUUCUCCCUACCAGGUAGACCUGUUUGGUAUAGCAGAUUUAGCACAUUUACUAUUGUUCAAGGAACACCUACAGGUCUUCUGGGAUGGGUUCCUCUGGAAACUUAGCCAAAAUACUUCAGAGCUAAACGAUGGUGAAUUGUGGAAUAAAUUCUUUGUGCGGAUUCUGAAUGCCAGUGAUGAGUCCACAGUGUCUGUUCUGAGAGAACUUGCAGCAGAAAUGAAUGGGAUUUUUGACACCACAUUCCAAAGUCACCUGAACAAAGCCUUAUGGAAAGUGGGGAAGGUAAUUAGUCCAGGAGCUUUGCUCUUUCAGCAAGGUAGGCAGUCAAGGCUCUCAUAAAUUCCUGCCUGAAAGUGAUGGCUGUCUUGUGGAAUGCUGAAUCUGUGUAUGUUGUAAUUUAAUUUAGGGUACACUUACACACUACCAAUACUUUUCUGCUAGGGGUUUAUUUCUAAGUAGCUGGCAGUUUUUGACAGAACACUGUGCCUACUUCAGCCUUACCUGUUUUGUUCAAAGUGGAUUCCAUACAAACGGGUACUAUGUUACCAUUUAACCCUCUUGUUCUACUUCCCUUUUGUAAUUUUGUAACUUGUGCUUUUAUAGUCACAAUGUGUAUUAUAAUAAAAUAGUGUUUUGGGUAAA
Nannospalax galili (Upper Galilee mountains blind mole rat) is the source of this 3695-nucleotide messenger RNA. RefSeq names its product BUB1 mitotic checkpoint serine/threonine kinase B (gene Bub1b). NCBI's taxonomy places the organism in Eukaryota, Metazoa, Chordata, Mammalia, Rodentia, Spalacidae. The record is from RefSeq and is a predicted model, not a curated record. The transcript has 23 exons. Gene Ontology annotation, biological process: mitotic spindle assembly checkpoint signaling; meiotic sister chromatid cohesion, centromeric; protein phosphorylation. The coding region runs from base 222 to 3392 and encodes 1056 amino acids. Gene Ontology annotation, molecular function: ATP binding; protein kinase activity.